Messenger RNA from Gregarina niphandrodes, 1314 nucleotides. RefSeq lists its product as hypothetical. Bases 1 to 1314 code for a protein of 437 amino acids. The record is from RefSeq and is a predicted model, not a curated record. The transcript has a single exon. Lineage: Eukaryota; Apicomplexa; Conoidasida; Eugregarinorida; Gregarinidae.
AUGGAAUUUGUUAGUUUAUUCCUACCCUCCGAUCAUAGUCCCUCGGAUCCGGUGGGGGCCGCGCUGCCGAUUUAUGUCAGAGCGCAGUUGGAAGAUGACAAGUGCAGCACGGUAGGCAUCGGGACCUUAUCCUUUGCUUCCUUCUUGAAUCGACGGCUGCCUUCACUGAAGGAGAUGCCUUCUUCGUACUUUGCGGCUUGUACAAGCUUGGAGAAAGGGGUCGACAUUCCCGUCUUCGAAAUCCUUAUGAAGCUCCCGUUAAUUACCAAGGAGACAAGUACAAUUACUGGCAUUCUUUGCGUUGGUGUAGCCAUCGAUGUUAUGAACCUUGACAUGACACAAAAUAUGAGGCAAGACCCGAGGCAGGACUCCGCGCUAGCCAACAUCAUGUCCGCUCCAAUUACUAAUGUAGAACCGCUGGCGGAGUAUUCGACUGCGCACUAUGGCGGGGCCCACGACGCAGACUUGAGCCGCUGCGUCACUAGCGACAACUAUUCAUUCGUAAAACACCAGUCAUACGCCACCAAGAACGCUGAAAAAGACAGCCAGCGCCAGCCAUUUGGCUCGUACACACGUGUGCGCCCCGACUCGAACCAAGAAACGCGGCUCCAUGGCAGGGAAAAAAGGGCCAAAAGUCAGGAACGGGCCCGGCCCCGUACUCAAAACCUCCCUAGGCCGCGAAGCCGCACCCGAGAUCGCAGUCAGGAACGUUUCCAGGACGGGAUAAGAGACAAUCAUCAUAACGACGACAAUUGGGCUCAGGCUGAGAAUAGGGCUGAGAGAUCUAUGGCUGAGAGAUCCAUGGCGGAGGGGAGAGACAUGGUCAAGGAGGGGAGAGACAUGGUCAAGGAGGGGAUUGUGGUUGAAGAGAGAGUAAAUGCUCAGGAUGAACUUGCCAUGUCCCGAGUAACUAGCGAUCAAAGAAAAGCUCCGAACAAUGAGCGUAAGGAGCCCGCGGACGAGCUUGUGGGAGGGCGGCGGCAUGAGCCUUGCCAGGCGAUGCGGGGGAUCGCAGAUAGUGAGUCGUCCGCGGCGAAUGGCAAGGUGCUUGCCGGACAGGAGUCGGUCAGCAAUGUCGGAGGGACGUCUCCCCAGGAGUCGGGCAUCAUUCAGGGUAACAAGGAUCACCUGCUUCAAUGUGAAGUGAUGCUCCUGAAGCUGAAUGCUGAGCAAGCACACCAGAAAUUCAGAGAAGAAAUGAAACUCAUUGAAACCAAAUCUGAAGAAAGACUUGAGACAAUUAGGAAAGAAAACCAGUGCGCCUUCACCCCUUACCUUUCACAUCUUACCUUUGCGCAGGAAGUUGCGGAAUGA